This is a messenger RNA of Ipomoea triloba (trilobed morning glory), 1042 nucleotides long. Its product is annotated as thaumatin-like protein. Gene Ontology annotation, biological process: defense response. Lineage: Eukaryota; Viridiplantae; Streptophyta; Magnoliopsida; Solanales; Convolvulaceae. The coding region runs from base 52 to 792 and encodes 246 amino acids. Gene Ontology annotation, cellular component: extracellular region. The record is from RefSeq and is a predicted model, not a curated record. The transcript has 3 exons.
GAAUACACUUUCCUACUAUUACUACUAGCCCAAGCUCUGAACACAUCAAUCAUGGAACCAAUGUUGAGAUCUCUCCUCUUUCUCUCCGCCAUUUUCUUCUUCUUCGUUUCAGUGGAGGUAUCGGCGACGACAAUGACGUUGUACAACAAGUGUAGGCACCCGGUUUGGCCGGGGAUUCAACCGGGGGCCGGGAAGCCGGUGUUGGCCCGGGGAGGCUUCAAGCUGCCGCCGAACAAGGCGUAUACUCUCCGCCUCCCGGCGGGGUGGUCCGGCCGCGUGUGGGGCCGCCACGGCUGCUCCUUCGACGCCUCCGGCCGCGGCCGCUGCGCCACCGGGGACUGCGGCGGCGCCCUCUUCUGCAAUGGCAUUGGCGGCACCCCUCCGGCCACUCUCGCCGAGAUCACUCUCGGAAAUGACCAGGAUUUCUAUGACGUCAGCCUCGUCGACGGCUACAAUCUCGCCAUCUCCAUCACUCCCUUCCGCGGCACCGGGAAAUGCAGCUAUGCAGGGUGUGUGAGUGAUCUGAACACCAUUUGCCCGGUGGGGCUGCAGGUGAGGUCUCAUGACAACCGUAGCGUGGUGGCCUGCAAGAGCGCCUGCUCGGCCUUCAACUCCCCGAGAUAUUGCUGCACCGGGAGCUUUGGCAGCCCGAACUCCUGCAAGCCCACGGCCUACUCGAGGAUCUUCAAGACCGCUUGCCCAAAGGCCUACUCUUAUGCUUAUGAUGAUCCCACUAGCAUUGCAACUUGCACAAGGGGCAGCUAUUUGGUCACUUUCUGUCCUCACCAUUAGUAUUCCAUCACUACUACUGUUAUUUAUUAUCAUCAAUAGUGGUGCUUCAUCAGUGCUAGUAGCAUAAUAUAUAUACUCUCUUAUUUGGUCUUUUCUCAUCUAUUUUAUUGCUAAACCUAGACUAGAUCCAAUGUCUAUUCCCAGAAAUGUUUGCUCUAUUAUUAACAUUAUCAAUGCUGGAUGUCACUUAGUACUUGUUCCUUGUUGACUAUUUAUUAUGCUCAGUAGUUCUGUUGUUUUGUUUUUCAUC